AUGUGCACGCGCGUGCCGAUUACAUACAUGCGAAUGCGUCGACCUGCGACGGGAGAGAUCGUGCCAGACGGCUACCGAAAGUUGGGUUUGGCGCUUUUUUGCUGCGCGGGCGCCGCGGCCGGUAGAAACGCGAGCGCCGCAAACACCGAGGUCGAUGAGCCCCGAGCACUCCGCCGCGCCCCCCGCCAACCCUCUCGACCAGUUCCAACACGAGGUGAAGCGCCCGCAGCCGCUCACCCUACAUACCUACCACCUGCCAGACACUUUGUGAGUAUAACAUGUGAAACCUACUUGCCACGCCAGCAGGAAACAAGGCUGGACAAAGAA
This is a messenger RNA of Brenthis ino (lesser marbled fritillary), 327 nucleotides long. The record is from the annotation of a GenBank genome assembly. Lineage: Eukaryota; Metazoa; Arthropoda; Insecta; Lepidoptera; Nymphalidae.